GAAAAAAAAAAAGGGACAAAUCCCACCCGUAAUGUCUUCUUGUUCAUCAUUUGUUCCCCCGUGAAAUUCUUCCUCACUAUUUGGCUACUUAAAGUCGAAAACUUUACGUCAAAUUCAACCCAUCUCUUCUUCCCUUGCAGAGAAUCGAAUCCUCUCUGAGAUUUUCUGUGACUAACAGCAUCUGGGUCCGGAUCCUCCGAAGCGGAUUUCUCGGAUGGAAGGCGCUUCCGCGAGUGGGUCGGCGUUGACGGUGUCGGACGAUGACAAUUUCGUCGUUUCUUACGAGGAUUCAUCUUGUCCGGUGGAGACCGAGAUAGAGCUCGGUCUCACGUUGAGCCUCGGUCCGAAGGGCCAGCGAGAUUCUGGGGGUUCGUGCUCUGAGGAUUGUUCUUCUUCAUCUUCUUCCUUGAGCAGAGCUAGCGCGACGGCUGGCAUCAAGAGGACAGCUGAUUCAAUGGCCGUGACUAAUGGGCAAGUUGUGGGGUGGCCGCCGAUUAGAACUUACAGGAUGAACAGCAUGGUUAACCAAUCUAGGACAUUAGCCAUUGGAGAGCUGAAUCCAGAGACUGGCAAGAACAUAAACAAGAACAGAACGGUUGCCAUAAGCAAUGGGAAGAUCAGAAACUCAAUGUUUGUGAAGGUGGCUAUGGACGGAAUUCCCAUCGGAAGAAAAAUCGAUCUGAAUGCUCAUAGGUCGUACGAGUCAUUGUCAAAGACACUGGAGGAAAUGUUUCUGAAACCAUCAGCAGGAUCGAGCGUAGGAGAAAAUGAUGACGGCCACGCGGAAACACGGACAAGGAAACUGCUAGAUGGGGCGUCUGGUUUCGUGCUAACCUACGAGGACAAGGAGGGAGACUGGAUGCUUGUCGGUGAUGUACCAUGGGGGAUGUUUCUUACCUCUGUGAGGAGGUUACGGAUAAUGAGAACAUCAGAAGCCACUGGGACAGCUCAAAUGAUCUCAUGAACCUAUUUUGGAACGGUUUUUUUUAUUAACUUGGAGCCUAAUAAAAGUAUAAAACGGAGCGAAGACAAAACACGUGAAGCGUCUUGCCCUACAGUUUCAGCUCGGCACUUCAGUUAUUACAUGUUUUUUUUUGGUUCAUCCUAAUCCAUGUCUUCUGUGGAGUAUACACACUGUACAUCACCUCCUCGUGGAGAACUAUAAUAGAACUCGAGAUUUUGCUUGUAAUUCACACACGUAAACACACAUACAGAGAUGGUUGGUUGUGUUAUGUUA
Messenger RNA from Tarenaya hassleriana, 1237 nucleotides. RefSeq names its product auxin-responsive protein IAA11. Gene Ontology annotation, biological process: regulation of DNA-templated transcription. Bases 215 to 964 code for a protein of 249 amino acids. The record is from RefSeq and is a predicted model, not a curated record. Gene Ontology annotation, cellular component: nucleus. The transcript has 5 exons. NCBI's taxonomy places the organism in Eukaryota, Viridiplantae, Streptophyta, Magnoliopsida, Brassicales, Cleomaceae. Gene Ontology annotation, molecular function: protein binding.